GAUAGUAGAGCUUUGGACAGAAAAACCACCCGACAAGUAAAACUCUCAUUCCUGAAUCCUCAACCGAUGAAUUCCGUCAACUCCUUCAAGGGCUACGGCAAAGUAGACGAGCUCGAAGAAGCUGCGUUCCGAAGAAAAUCUCGAAAACGCGCUAUUAUCCUCUCCAUUUCCCUCCUCCUCCUCCUCCUCCUCAUCAUCGUCGUCGUCGCCGCCACUUUAUCCCACAAAAAAAACACCAACAAAGAUUCCGGCGACGUCGCCGGCGCUCGGGUCGCCGCCGUCAAGUCCAUCUGCAGCGUCACUCAGUACAGGGAGUCAUGCAUCUCCAGCCUCCAGUCCUCAAACUCAACCAAUCCCGCCAAAAUCUUCGAGCUCUCGUUGAUGGUGGCAGUACACUCUCUCAGAAAAAUCGCUAACUUAUCCACCACUUAUGCCAGCAGGGCGGAGAAUAACACGCUGGCCAAACAGGCCCUUAAAAUCUGCGAUUCGGAGCUAAACGACGCCGUGGAGUCGCUGGACGACACGAUCUCCGCCGUGAGCGGCAGCGGCGGAGGGAAGAAGCUGAGCUCUCGCAUCGACGACCUCCGGACGUGGCUGAGCGCCGCGGGGACGAACCAGGAGACGUGCCUCGACGCGCUGGACGAGGCGGACGCGGAAUUCGCCGCCGAAAUUAGGGAUUUGAUGAAGAAUUCGACGGAAUUCGCGAGCAACAGCCUGGCAAUCGCCACCAAAAUCGUGGCGGUGAUUGGGGAUUUUAAGAUUCCGAGCCACCGGCGGCUGCUGGGGGAGGAGGUGCCGGAGUGGGUGGACAGGCGGAUGCUGCAGGAGGCCCGGCCGGCGCCGAAUGUGACGGUGGCCAAGGACGGGAGCGGGAACGUGAAGACCAUGGCGGAGGCGGUGGCGCUGGUGCCCAAGAAGAGCGACGCGAGGUUUGUGAUAUACGUCAAGGCAGGGGAAUACGUGGAGAAUAUCGACAUGGAUAAGUCUUGCUGGAAUGUGAUGAUUUACGGAGAUGGUAAAGGCGUCACUGUUAUUUCCGGCAGUCGGAAUUUCGUCGACGGAACUCCGACUUUCUCCACGCCCACGUUUGCAAUUGCCGGAAGAGGAUUCAUCGCUCGAGACAUCACGUUCAAGAACACGGCCGGGCCAGAGAAGCACCAGGCCGUGGCCUUCCGAUCGGGGUCGGACGAAUCGGUCUACUACCGGUGCUCUUUCGACGCCUUCCAAGAUACCCUCUACACACACUCCAACCGCCAAUUCUACCGCGACUGCGACGUCACGGGCACCAUCGACUUCAUCUUCGGCAAUGCGGGCGUCGUGUUCCAAGGGUGCAACAUUCAGCCUAGGCAGCCCAUGCCCAAUCAAUUUGUCACAAUAACUGCCCAAGGCAAGAAAGACCCAAAUCAGAACACUGGGAUUUCCAUCCAACGGUGCGCAAUAAGCCCAUUGGCCACCCUUACGGCCCAAACGUAUCUGGGCCGUCCGUGGAAAGAUUUCUCAACCACAGUUAUAAUGGAAACUAACAUUGGUGGAUUCUUGAAUCCAAAGGGCUGGAUUUCAUGGGUGGCAAAUGUGGAUCCACCCGCCUCCAUUUUCUACGGGGAGUAUCGGAACUCGGGUUUGGGUUCGGAUACUGCCAAUCGGGUCACGUGGGCUGGAUACAAGCCCGCCAUGACCCCGGCCGACGCCUCCAAAUAUAAUGUGGAAUCCUUGAUUCAAGGUCCAUCUUGGCUGCCUUCAACAAAUGUGGCCUUUCAAUCAACCUAGUCAAUUAACAUCAAAAUAAGGGUUCAUUCUGCAUAUACAUUAAUACAUACAUGUCCUUUGAAAUAUAUGGAGAGCUAAAAUUGAGUCCACCAUUCUUACUUUUUUACUUUUCUUUUCUUAUUUGUUCUUUCUAUACCGGACCUAUGUAAUAUUUUGUAGAUGCACACUUGUGAAUCUUGUUUUCUACAUAUUCAAAGAUUGCGGUUUUACUUUAA
Messenger RNA from Salvia hispanica, 1982 nucleotides. RefSeq names its product pectinesterase 1-like. The record is from RefSeq and is a predicted model, not a curated record. NCBI's taxonomy places the organism in Eukaryota, Viridiplantae, Streptophyta, Magnoliopsida, Lamiales, Lamiaceae. Gene Ontology annotation, biological process: cell wall modification. Gene Ontology annotation, molecular function: pectinesterase activity; enzyme inhibitor activity.